CUGAAGUUAGAGUUGAGUAGCUAGAAUGUCACAGAAAUGGCAGCGUCUUCGAAGAUAACAGUCACCGCUAAGCUCGUACUGCGUCUCCGAGAUAUUACUGCUCCUACCACCAAUUGUUCUCAUUCUCUCAUUGUCCCCUCUAGCGUCACGCAGAGGUCCAUUACUACUGCUAUUACUUCCCAGAAGAAGAAGAAGAAGCAAAAAUUAGCGGCGGCGGGUUUAGUGAAGGAAAAGAGGAGGACGCGUUCUGACAAGGAAUUUGACAAGGAAGCGAUUCUGCGAUAUGGAGACAACCCCUCUCAUAUUCCUGUGAUGCUUGCUGAAGUACUGGACGUCUUCUCAUCUACUUGUUGGCGACCUUUACACUCUUUCGUCGAUUGCACGCUCGGGGCUGGUGGCCAUUCCUCCGCUAUAAUUAAUGCUCAUCCAGAGUUGAAGUUUUUUGUUGGCAUGGAUGUCGACCCUGUGGCACAUGAGAAGGCUCAAGCACGAAUUAAUUCCGCCUUGCAUUCUGACUCAUACUCUAGUAGUCCUGCUUCUGACCUGAAAGUAUACAACUUCUUAAAAAAUUUUCGUCAUAUCAAGUCUGCAGUAAGUAAAAUUGGUGAGCAACACUUGGACAUUGGAGUAGAUGGCAUUUUAAUGGACUUGGGAAUGUCAUCCAUGCAGGUUGACAAUCCUCAGAGAGGAUUCGGUGUGCUCAGUAAUGGACCGCUUGACAUGCGUAUGGACCCUCAGGCGAGUCUUCAAGCUGAAGACAUAUUAAAUUCUUGGCCAUCUGCUGAAGUGGGCCGUAUCCUGCGGGAAUAUGGGGAAGAAAGCAAUUGGCGUACUCUGCAGAAUAAGAUUGUUGAAGCCCGAUUACAUGGCGGAUUGCAUUCCACUAGUGAUUUGCUAGAUCUAAUUAAGCUUGUCUCUCCUCCAAUGAAAGGGGGAAGGCAAGGUUGGAUAAAGACAGCAACCCGGGUAUUUCAAGCUCUGAGAAUUGCUGUUAAUGAUGAACUGAACACCCUUAAAGAUUCGCUAAAUUCUUGCUUUGAAUGCCUCGCUCCUGGAGGUAGGCUUGCAGUCAUAUCCUUCCACAGUCUGGAGGACAGAAUUGUGAAGCAAACGUUUCUUGAUAUGAUUAAAGAGAAGGCAAGUAAUAUAGACGAAGGGGAGAACUGCGAUAAUGAUUUAACAGAGAUGAGAGGUGGGGUUGAAGAGAAAGAAACAUGGAUAAAACAUACAAUACAUGGAUCAAAUGGGAUAAUUUUGACGAAAAGGCCAAUCACACCUUCAGGAGAGGAAGAAAAAUUGAACCGCCGAAGUAGGAGUGCCAAGCUUAGGGUAAUUCAGAAGCAUUGAAGAUGUCUGAAUUCUAUAUAUCAUGUUUAGCGAGGAAGUUUUUCUCAUACUCAUGACAGUAUUUCUAUUGGAACCUCUCACUCUUGUAAAUCAAUACAAUUUUUUUAAAA
Prosopis cineraria is the source of this 1457-nucleotide messenger RNA. RefSeq lists its product as uncharacterized. Gene Ontology annotation, biological process: rRNA base methylation. The transcript is spliced from 5 exons. The coding region runs from base 37 to 1347 and encodes 436 amino acids. NCBI's taxonomy places the organism in Eukaryota, Viridiplantae, Streptophyta, Magnoliopsida, Fabales, Fabaceae. The record is from RefSeq and is a predicted model, not a curated record. Gene Ontology annotation, molecular function: rRNA (cytosine-N4-)-methyltransferase activity.